This is a messenger RNA of Meriones unguiculatus (Mongolian gerbil), 2574 nucleotides long. RefSeq names its product CD38 molecule (gene Cd38). Gene Ontology annotation, biological process: positive regulation of B cell proliferation. Gene Ontology annotation, cellular component: plasma membrane. Lineage: Eukaryota; Metazoa; Chordata; Mammalia; Rodentia; Muridae. Gene Ontology annotation, molecular function: phosphorus-oxygen lyase activity; NAD+ nucleosidase activity. Bases 90 to 1016 code for a protein of 308 amino acids. The record is from RefSeq and is a predicted model, not a curated record. The transcript has 8 exons.
CAAGUGAAAGAAAGGAGGAGGGGCAGGCUCUGACCUAGCUAGCACUGUGCUCUCUUCCUGCCUAGCUUGGGCUGGCUUCCAGGAACCCCAUGGCCAACUAUGAAUUUAGUCAGAUAUCUGGGGACAGACCUUGCUGCCGCCUCUCUAGGAACGUCCAGAUCUGUCUCGGAGUGGGUCUCCUGGUCCUGAUCGCUUUGGUGGUGAUCCUGGUCAUAGUUCUGUGGCCUCGCUCACUCCUGGUGUGGAAUGGGAGUCCUACCACGAAGCACUUUCCUGAGAUCUUCCUGGGACGCUGUCUCGUCUAUACUCAAAUCCUCCGGCCUGAGAUGAGAGAUCAGGACUGCAAGAAGCUACUGGGUGCAUUCAAAAGAGCAUUUGUUUCCAAGAACCCUUGCAACAUCACAACAGAAGACUAUGAACCACUAGUUAAAAUGGCCACUCAAACCAUACCAUGUAACAAGAGUCUCUUUUGGAGCAAAUCCAAAGACCUGGCCCAUAAGUAUACCUGGGUCCAGGGGAAGCUGUUCACUCUGGAGGACACGCUGCUGGGCUACAUUGCUGAUGACCUCAGGUGGUGUGGAGACCCCAGCACUUCAGACAUGAACUAUGAGUCUUGCCCACAUUGGAGGGACAACUGUCCCAACAACCCUAUCACUGUGUACUGGAAAGUGAUUUCCAAAAAGUUUGCAGAAGAUGCGUGUGGUGUGGUCCAAGUGAUGCUCAAUGGAUCCCUCAGUGAACCGUUUCACAAAAACAGCACCUUUGGAAGUGUGGAAGUCUUUAAUUUGGACCCGGAUAAGGUUCAUAAGCUAGAGGCCUGGGUGAUGCAUGACAUCGAAACAGCUUUCAGUAACUCAUGCUCGAGCUCCUCCAUUAAUGAGCUGAAGUUGAUUGUGCAAAAAAGGAAUAUUACCUUUGCCUGCCAGGAUAACUACAGGCCUGUCAGAUUUGUUCAGUGUGUGAAGAAUCCUGAGCAUUCAUCGUGUCAUCAAAUAUAUCCCUGGUUCCAAUCUUAGAGCUCCUGUGCAUGCAUCAAGAUGAAGGACUUAGAAGAAACACUGGUAGAAAGCUGACUCCAAUACAAUGUCAACACCAGUGAUGGAAGACCUUCCCAACAAAUUAUGAUGAAAUUAUGCCUUCAGCUUAGCUCUUACUAUAUACUACUAACAUUCAAGAAAAGUUACUCCAUAAUGCAGAGUUAAACUUUCAUAUUGCUCCUUCAUUUUCAUUUCUUUUUAUUUUUUUAAAUAUACUUCUUUUUUUUCUUUAUUAAUUACACUUUAUUCACUUUGUGUCCCCCCUGUGGUUCUCUCCCUCCUCCCGUCCCAAUCCCUCCCUUCCUCCACCCUGUGCUUGCUCUUUCAUUUUAACUUUCUCAUGUGGUACUUUCAUAUUGCUUAAAUAUUAAUAACAUCCUCUUUUUCUCUUUUAAUCAGGCUGAGACUCAAUCCAGAGAACUUUCACAUCUGGUAAAUAAGCAUAUAUACCAGGAGCUCAACCCUCAGCCGAGCUGAUAGCAUCAUUUUUAUUGAAAAAUGGGCAAUCACAUAUCCCCUGUUAGAAUGGACAAAGAAAAUGAAACAUCAAGCUUAUCAAAAUGAAUGACCUCACUUUUUUAUGUUUUUGCAUUCUUCCUAUAAAUAUUCAAAUGAUAAACCUGAGGUCAUGGGUCAUUAUAGGGAAGGUGCUCUGUGGGGACAACCCACAUUCCGGUUGCUCUAAUCUUUAACCCUUGCAACAUCUGUCCAAUAAGUUUGGCAUGAACUUGGUGAGGAGCUUUAAAUGGAGCCGAGAGAGGUUGUUGAUUUUCCUAACAUCACAGUCUUAGGAUUGUGGUUACAGCUGGAGUUAACUCAUUUCUAUCAAAGGCCACAACAUAUGAUUUUUUUUUUUCUUUUCUAGGCCUUUACUGCCAGAUUGAUAGUAACCUAUGUUAUUGUCCAGCAAAUGCUAUUGUGUUAAAUUGAAUGCAAUAGAAUCUGAAAUGGGAUUUUUAUGGAUGGUUGCAAAGCUCCCUCUUUGUCUUUCUCCUCAUUCUUGGUACCUCUUAUAGGUAGUUAAAAGUUAAAAUAUAUUUUUUUACUGACAUUGGCAAUUUAUAUUUUCUAUCCUUUUUUUCAUAGAUCAGUCUUACUUGGAAUUACCAAUUUUGUUGUUUUGUUUUUCUUUUCAAAGCUCCAAUCUUUAGCUUUUCUCAUUUAUUUUAUUUAAUUAAAUUGUUGUCUUUAUUUUCAGAAAUAUAGAAAUUUCUUCUGACUUCCUUGAAUAGCUUCAUUCAGCUUUUUGAGACAAAUGUUUAGAUCUUUGCUGUUUUAGCCUGUCUUCUUUUCUUACACGUGUAUUUUAGUGUUGUAAGUUUCCUCGGAGCCCUGCUUUCACUGUAGCGCUGAAUUUCUGAGUAUUUCCACUGGUUACCAUUCCCUUUAGUAUAGUUCCCAAUUUCAUUGUUAUUUAGAAAUGUUUUUGUUGUUGUUUUGUUGUUGUUGUUUUUUUUUUUUUACUGUUCAACAUCUGGAGAAUUUUUUAGUUUUUUUUAAAAUGUUUAAUGGAUACUAAUAAAGUAAAUUGAUAUAA